This is a messenger RNA of Microthlaspi erraticum, 1308 nucleotides long. The record is from the annotation of a GenBank genome assembly. Lineage: Eukaryota; Viridiplantae; Streptophyta; Magnoliopsida; Brassicales; Brassicaceae.
AUGAAUUUGACGCAAAAGUUGCUGCUUCUGCUUCUACUUUUCUUGAGCCAUCAUGCUGAUUCUGGCUCUAUUGUCAAGUUUCUUCCUGGUUUUGAAGGCCCUCUUCCUUUCGAACUUGAAACCGGAUACAUUAGUAUUGGUGAGGAAGAUGAAGUGCAAAUGUUCUAUUAUUUCAUCAAAUCUGAGAAUAAUCCACAAGAAGACCCUCUUUUUAUUUGGUUAAGUGGAGGACCUGGAUGCUCUUCUCUUGUCGCCCUUCUGUUUCAGAACGGUCCUUUGGCUUUGAAGUUUGAGGUUUACAAUGGAAGUCUCCCUUCUUUGGCCUCUACUUCAUAUUCAUGGACAAAGAUGGCGAACAUAAUAUUUUUGGAUCAGCCUAUUGGAACUGGCUUCACCUACUCAAGAACUCCACUUGUGGAAAAAAUUAGUGACACAAAUGAAAUUAAAAUGAUCCAUGAGUUUCUUCAAAAGUGGCUGAGCGAGCAUCCACAAUUUUACUCUAACCCUUUUUACCUUACCGGAGAUUCUUAUUCCGGUAUAAUUGUUCCGCCCCUUGUACAAGAAAUUUCAAAAAGAAACUAUUUAUGUUGCACACCUCCAAUAAAUCUACAAGGUUAUAUACUCGGAAACCCGGCAACAGAUAAUGAACUUGAAGAAAACUCAAAAGUUCCGUUUGCUCAUGGAAUGACAUUAAUCUCGGAUGAACUCUACGAGUCAAUGAAGAGAAUUUGUAAAGGAAAAGUUGUAAAUUUUGAUUCACGUAACACUGAAUGCUUUAAACUCAUUGACAAUUACAAAAAGUGUACAGACAAAAUAAAUACACAAAAUAUAUUGUUACCGAAAUGCGAUAAAAAUAAUCCAGAUUGCUAUUUGUAUAAGUAUUCUCUCCUUCGCAAAUGGGCCAACGACGAGAGCGUUCGCGAAGCUCUUCAUGUCAAUAAGGGGAGUAUUGGUGAAUGGGCUCGAUGUCAUCCUUAUCUUAAUACUUCCCACAUUAGGGACAUUAAAAAUGCCGUACCAUACCAUAUGAAUAACAGUAUCCAUGGCGUCCGAUCUCUUAUCUACAGUGGUGAUCAUGAUAUGAGGGUGCCUUUUAUAUCAACUCAAGCCUGGAUAAGAUCUCUCAAUUACUCAAUCAUUGAUGAGUGGAGGCCUUGGAUGAUAAAUGAUCAAAUCGCUGGAUACACGAGAACUUAUGCCAAUAAGAUGACAUUUGCUACUGUCAAAGGAGGUGGACACACGACAGAGUUUAAACCAAACGAGUCCUUUAUCAUGUUCCAAAGGUGGAUCAGUGGCCAGCCUUUGUAA